AUGGGAGUUUCAUAUUGGAGACGUAGUCAGUAUGAACUCGUGUGUGCAGUUCUAACAGAAAGAUCUGCAAUGGCACAUCACAUUUUUGUAGUUUGCUGCAGCAAACAUUCUGUUUUUGCUGGUAGACCUACAAAAGAUUUUGUGUUAAAUCGACAAUUAAUAAGUUUACAAAUAUGUGCUUUUAAUAUUGAAAAUUCUAAUUCAUAUGCAUUAAAUGAAACCUUAAAUGGAGGAUUAUUUGGUAUCACAUUAUUUGAUAAAUUAGCUGUAUUAGAACUCAAUCAAACUGGAAUUAAAAGAUCAGAACCAAAAAUAAUUGGUGGCGAAAUAGCAAAACUUAGAGGCAAUGAACAUAUGGUAUCAAUUAGAUAUAAACCUAAUGAACUAAUAAAAUUUGGUAGUGGACAUUUUUGUGGCGGUGCUUUAAUUACACCAAAAGCAGUUUUAACUGCUUCACAUUGUUUACUAGUACCAAAAUCAACUGUGGAAUGGAGACCUAGCGAUUUAAUAACUGUUAUGGGUAUUUUGGAUCGUUCUUCCAGAGGAGAUCAUCAGGCUCGUGAUGUAAGCAAAGUAAUUGUCCAUCCUAAUUUCAGUAUGCAAAACUUUAGGCAUGAUGUAGGAAUAUUACUUUUGACAGCACCAUUCCAACUUACUGCAAACGUUAAAACUAUAAACUUUACCAGAACUGGAAAUGAUUUGACCACUGGACGACCUCUUACUAUAUCUGGAUGGGGUGCAACAGAAAUGGAAUCAGCAGGCAGUCAGUAUUUAUUAACAGCCACCGUUAAUUUGGUAGAUCAUCAAGAAUGUAGGGAUGCCUACAAAUUAAUUAAUGAAAUAACGGAUGGUAUGUUUUGUGCAGCUAAUGGAGUCAAAGAUUCUUGUCAAGGUGAUUCUGGGGGCCCAGUUAUUUUCGAUGGUGUUAUCAAUGGAAUUGUUUCGUGGGGUAAAGGUUGUGGAAUAAUAGGCUACCCUGGAGUUUAUACUAAUGUUGCAGUUUAUAAAGAUUGGAUUGAAAAAAAUUCAGCUGGAAUGUUAGGUUUCAGUCGAAUUUCAUUGUUUAUUUUUAUUUGUUUUUCUUUGUUAUUAAAUGUAAAUUUUUAGAAGCAUAAGUAACUAAAAAAUAAAUAGAAAAUAUUAAGAUUGUUAAAUACUUUUGUAAUUAAUAACAAAAUCUCAAUUUGAAAAUUCUAAAAUAAAAUUUAUUUAAAAAGAUAAUAUUGAGUAAAACCAAAAGAAAAGAAAAAAUUGCAAUCGAUUGUUAAAUUUCAAAUUA
Molecule: messenger RNA, 1279 nt
Organism: Condylostylus longicornis
Lineage: Eukaryota; Metazoa; Arthropoda; Insecta; Diptera; Dolichopodidae
Product: trypsin-2-like
Exons: 6
Coding region: 1-1107 (368 amino acids)
Biological process (GO): proteolysis
Molecular function (GO): serine-type endopeptidase activity
Source: RefSeq, a predicted model, not a curated record